Striga asiatica is the source of this 1584-nucleotide messenger RNA. The record is from the annotation of a GenBank genome assembly. NCBI's taxonomy places the organism in Eukaryota, Viridiplantae, Streptophyta, Magnoliopsida, Lamiales, Orobanchaceae.
UACACCCACCUAGUCAUCAAAAUUCUGUAAGCUCGAACAUUCGUGUCAACUUGUUGCGAUGUUCUUGACACGUUACGCCCCAAUCCCAAUCCCAUUCCAUUCUAUGCCCCUUUUACCACACAAAAAUAUAAAAUCUUUUCCGUUGGACAAAAACAAAAAUCCACAUAUAUAAAAAUAAAAUGUGCCCAAACAAAAUUUUGUGGAUAUUAAUGCCCCAAAACCAUCCAUCGAGUAGAAAUCAGAACAAAAUUAAAAAGAGAAGGCAAUUAAUCAUAACUCUAAUAAAAAAAAAAAAUGCUCUCCAUGAAUUUGGUCCACGUAAAUUAGUGUAUUAAUAGAGAGAGAUGGAAUGAAUAUCGCAAAAGUUGGAGGGAUUUUGAAGGAAGAAGUGAAGUAUGUUACGAUUAAAGCUGUAUUGUUGCUGUGUUGUCCCGAUUCAUGGCAGUGAACAGACAAAGUCCGUAGCCACCACUCUGAAGCUCACCUCAAUAUUUGUUAACAAGAAAAGUAGCAAUAUUAAUUCAUUUGUUGUUCGGGCAUUGAAAGAUGAGAUGGGCGGCGGAGGUGCACCGGGUCAGAGUUGGGAUCCCGGCUUGGAAUUUCAAGUACCCUUUGACCAAAGACCCGUGAAUGAAUAUUCAUCCCUAAAAGAUGAGAGUCUAUACUCCUGGGCAGAUUUGGGGCCUGCGUCAUUUUUCCUUCGGCUCGGGGGCCUUUGGUUGGUCACUUUCACGGUCCUCGGAUUGCCUAUUGCAGCGGCAAGCUUCAGUCCUUCUAAGGAUCCAUUACGCUUCGUCCUAGCUGCUGGAACGGGAACUCUUUUUCUUGUUUCGUUGAUUGUCCUAAGAAUUUAUCUGGGAUGGAGUUAUGUUGGUGACCGGCUUUUGUCCGCAGUUGUCCCGUAUGAAGAGAGUGGGUGGUAUGAUGGCCAGAUGUGGGUAAAACCACCUGAGAUCCUUGCCCGUGAUCGAUUGUUGGGGUCAUAUAAGGUAAAACCAGUGAUCAAGUUACUAAAACAGACUCUGGUCGGGACAGGAGCCCUACUCGUUGCAGCUGUUUCAUUGUUCAUUUUUGCAACACCAGUUGAGGAAUUUUUUCAAAGGGACUCUGUACAGAAAGGGAACAUUUCCCAAACUUCAGCUUCGAAGAUCAACAUAAGGAAGGAGGAAUUGUUGAGAUUGCCAAUGGAGGUGAUUUCAGAUGACGAUUUAGCAGCGGCAGCUGCUGAGGCGGCCGACGGGAGGCCAGUGUACUGCAGGGACAGGUUCUACCGAGCCUUAGCUGGGGGACAAUAUUGCAAGUGGGAGGAUCUACUUAAGUGAUUAAUGGAGUUCUUGUUAUUAUUUUUAUUUUUGGCAUUGUGUACAAGCUUAUUAGUGAUUGGAAGGUUGAGUUUUGAUUCACAUUUCAAGAAUGUGAAUAUAACGUAAUGUACGGGAAAUAACAGAAUAAUAUUUCUUCUCUCUCUUAGAUAGGAUUUGGUAUGAAAGAUUCUUGAUGUUGUAACUUUUUGAAAAUCAGUUACAAAAAAUUUGGUUUGAACCAAUUUUGAUUUAUUUUUUAACGGCUAAAGAUUUAAUUUCG